AUGAGCGCGGCCGUGGCCCUGGGCCGAUCGACUGGCCCGGCCCUACGGUCAAUUGGAACACUGUCAGCUCGACUGAACGCGUCUAGAGCUUCACAGGCCACACGAGUGCCCCAGUUGCGCCAAUUGAAUACCUCUCGCCGCCCCCUCCCGCGCCGAGUGCUCGGCUCAGCUCCCAAUGCCCAACUACUCCAGAUCCGCCUCCAGUCUGAUGCUACACCUGGGAGAGAUGCAGCGGCCAAAAAUGGAGCAGCGCCCAAGGGCUCCGUUCUCAUGAACUUGGCUCGAAAGACUGUCGCAUGGUGUGGUAUCAUGGUUAUUGGUACAACACUUGCCGUUGCGACCUUCUUUAUCUACGACGCUACUACGUACCGCGAAACUCCCACUGCUAUGGAUAUCCCUGUUUCGGAAUUGGCACUCAAUCCUCGCCGCGGAGGCCCGAAGAAUCUGCCCAUUGCGGAUUAUCUGGUCAGUGACUAUGAUUCGGAAGAAAUGCUGGCGCAGAAGGACAAGCCUCGCUUGGUGAUUCUGGGUACUGGAUGGGGUAGCAUUGCACUGCUGAAGAGCCUCCACCCUGGCGAUUACCAUGUAACAGUGGUUUCUCCCACGAACUACUUCUUGUUCACUCCCAUGCUGCCCUCGGCUACUGUCGGUACUUUGGGCUUGAGGUCUUUGGUGGAGCCCGUUCGUCGGAUCGUUGAUCGCGUUCAUGGCCAUUUCUUGAAGGCUUCGGCCACGGAUGUCGAGUUUUCUGAGAAGCUUGUUGAGGUCUCGCAGAUUGACAAGGAUGGUAACCGAAAGGACUUCUAUCUGCCUUACGAUAAAUUGGUCAUUGGCGUUGGUUGUGUAACGAACCCUCACGGAGUCAAAGGUCUGGAGCACUGCAACUUCUUGAAGACCAUCGACGAUGCUCGCCAGAUCAAGAACAAGGUUCUGGAAAAUAUGGAGCUUGCUUGUCUUCCCACCACAUCUGACGAGGAGCGCAAACGGUUGCUGUCCUUUGUGGUUUGUGGUGGCGGUCCCACCGGUGUCGAAUUCGCCGCCGAGUUAUUCGACCUGCUUAACGAAGACCUGCUCCGUACCCAUAUUUUGAACACUUAUGAUGAGGCACUUUCCAAGUUCGCUGAGGGCCGUUUUGCUCGCGACGGUGUCGAAGUCUUGACAAACGCGCGUGUUAAGGAGGUAAAGGACGACCGCGUUCUUUUCAGCCAAAUCGAGGAUGGCAAGGAGAUCGUCAAGGAGAUUCCUACAGGCUUCUGCCUGUGGUCAACUGGAGUUGCCCGCGCUGAGAUCUGUGAAACCCUUUCCAAGAAGCUCGAAGGACAGAACAAUCGUCACGCAUUGGAAACAGACUCGCACCUCCGUGUUAUUGGUGCCCCUCUGGGUGACGUCUACGCUGUGGGCGACUGCUCCACCGUGCAAAACAACAUCGCCGAAAAUAUCAUUCAAUUCCUGCGUACAAUCGCUUGGGAGAAGGGCAAGGAUCCCACUAAGGUCCAUCUUACCUUCGCUGAAUGGCGUGACGUUGCCCACCGAGUGAAGACGCGUUUCCCACAGGCCGCGAACCAUCUUCGACGCUUGGAUCGUCUCUUCGAGCAAUAUGACAAGGACCACUCCGGCACUCUGGACUACGGCGAGCUCAGAGAGCUUCUGCACCAAAUCGACACUAAACUGACUUCGCUCCCUGCAACCGCCCAGCGCGCUAACCAGCAAGGCGUGUACCUCGGUCACAAGUUGACCAAGAUUGCCGCUGCCUUGCCCGGUCUUCGCGCCAACGAGAUCGACUAUGGUGACCUCGAUGAGGCUGUUUACCGUGCAUUCAAGUACACGCAUCUGGGCAGCUUGGCGUACAUCAGUAACGCCGCUAUCUUUGACUUCGGCGGGUUGAGCUUCAGCGGUGGUGUUAUUGCCAUGUACCUCUGGCGCAGUAUCUAUUUUGCGGAGAGCGUCAGUUUCCGCACUCGGUGUAUGUUAGCGAUGGACUGGGCGAAGCGCGCUCUUUUCGGAAGAGCUAACUCCUUCUCACUUGCAACAGAUCUGAUGAGCUUUUAA
This is a messenger RNA of Penicillium chermesinum, 2049 nucleotides long. RefSeq names its product putative NADH-ubiquinone oxidoreductase 64 kDa subunit. Bases 1 to 2049 code for a protein of 682 amino acids. The transcript is spliced from 6 exons. The record is from RefSeq and is a predicted model, not a curated record. Gene Ontology annotation, molecular function: NADH dehydrogenase activity; calcium ion binding. Lineage: Eukaryota; Fungi; Ascomycota; Eurotiomycetes; Eurotiales; Aspergillaceae.